Messenger RNA from Sciurus carolinensis (gray squirrel), 1684 nucleotides. It is a transcript of the gene Atp6v0d1, whose product is annotated as ATPase H+ transporting V0 subunit d1. The transcript has 8 exons. Bases 135 to 1190 code for a protein of 351 amino acids. The record is from RefSeq and is a predicted model, not a curated record. Gene Ontology annotation, biological process: vacuolar transport; vacuolar acidification; proton transmembrane transport. NCBI's taxonomy places the organism in Eukaryota, Metazoa, Chordata, Mammalia, Rodentia, Sciuridae. Gene Ontology annotation, cellular component: proton-transporting V-type ATPase, V0 domain; vacuolar proton-transporting V-type ATPase complex; lysosomal membrane. Gene Ontology annotation, molecular function: proton-transporting ATPase activity, rotational mechanism.
GUGGUCACGUGCGACCCUUGCACGUCACCUGACGCUCUUGACAGCCCGUUGCGGGCGCCGCGUCAGCUGAUCUUGUAGUUACGUUGUGUGCCGGCCGGUCGGGGCUCUCUGGUCCCGGCGACCCCGCCGCAGCCAUGUCGUUCUUCCCGGAGCUUUACUUCAACGUGGAUAAUGGCUACUUGGAAGGACUGGUGCGCGGCCUGAAGGCCGGGGUGCUCAGCCAGGCGGACUACCUCAACCUAGUGCAGUGCGAGACGCUCGAGGACUUGAAGCUGCACCUGCAGAGCACAGACUAUGGCAACUUCUUGGCCAAUGAGGCAUCACCUCUGACAGUGUCAGUCAUUGAUGACCGGCUCAAGGAGAAGAUGGUUGUGGAGUUCCGCCAUAUGAGGAACCAUGCCUAUGAGCCACUUGCCAGCUUCCUGGACUUCAUUACUUACAGUUACAUGAUUGACAAUGUGAUCCUGCUCAUCACGGGUACACUGCACCAGCGCUCCAUCGCUGAGCUUGUGCCCAAGUGCCACCCACUAGGCAGCUUUGAGCAGAUGGAGGCCGUGAACAUCGCACAGACCCCUGCUGAGCUCUACAAUGCCAUUCUGGUGGACACUCCCCUGGCGGCUUUUUUCCAGGACUGCAUCUCAGAGCAGGAUCUUGAUGAGAUGAACAUCGAGAUCAUCCGCAAUACACUCUACAAGGCCUACUUGGAGUCCUUUUACAAGUUCUGCACCCUACUGGGCGGGACCACAGCUGAUGCCAUGUGCCCCAUUCUGGAGUUUGAAGCAGACCGCCGCGCCUUCAUCAUCACCAUCAAUUCUUUCGGGACAGAGCUAUCCAAGGAGGACCGUGCCAAGCUCUUCCCGCACUGCGGGCGCCUCUACCCUGAGGGUCUGGCUCAGCUGGCUAGGGCUGACGACUAUGAGCAGGUCAAGAACGUGGCCGAUUACUAUCCAGAAUACAAGCUGCUUUUCGAGGGUGCAGGCAGCAACCCUGGAGACAAGACCCUGGAGGACCGAUUCUUCGAGCAUGAGGUGAAACUGAACAAGUUGGCCUUCCUGAACCAGUUCCACUUUGGUGUCUUCUAUGCCUUUGUGAAGCUCAAGGAGCAGGAGUGUCGCAACAUUGUAUGGAUUGCUGAGUGUAUUGCCCAGCGCCACCGCGCCAAGAUUGACAAUUACAUCCCCAUCUUCUAGCAUCCUGACCUAAGGCUUCUAAGUGCACUGUGUAUGUCUGUGUGUGCUGUGACAAAGCCCAUGGCUCACCUGCCUGCCCUGGGGGCGGGUAGCACAUUGUCCUAGGAGCUGCCCAGCUUUCUUGACUCCCUCUGGGACUGUUUUCAGGCCUGAAAAGGGCUGGACAUCUCUUCCCUAACCAUGGAUGGACCAAGACCCCCUCUAGAGCAUUGAGGUUCCCUCAGCCCUAUGUUUACAGCUACUGACAUGUCUGAGAAGCAUGUAGUCACUUUCAUGUCCCUUCGUAACCUGAGAACCUAUGGGGGCAGUGUGAGCCUCCUCUCCCCUCUGAGGGUCACUCCCAGAGUCAUGGCCAUGGGGAGGAUAGAGUGUGUGUGCGUGUGUGGGUGUACGUGUGUGUGUGUGUGUGUGUGUGUGUAUGUCCCUGGGGCAUGGGGGAAGUAGCUCUGCCCCUCUGAGACAAUAAAACUGUCCUCUCUAAGUCCAUUGUCUGC